Molecule: messenger RNA, 2514 nt
Organism: Solenopsis invicta (red fire ant)
Lineage: Eukaryota; Metazoa; Arthropoda; Insecta; Hymenoptera; Formicidae
Gene: tum
Product: rac GTPase-activating protein 1
Exons: 10
Coding region: 488-2392 (634 amino acids)
Biological process (GO): signal transduction
Source: RefSeq, a predicted model, not a curated record
AAAAUAAAUCUAAAUUUAAUUAUAAAUAUAAUGUAUCUAAAAUUUUGUUUAUACAAUAAUUGUUAGUAACUUUAAGUUACAAUUAAGAGUAAUAUUUAAUAAAUAAAAAAAUUUUCCUGAUUUUCACAAAUGGAGCCUGAGAAUAAUUGAUAAAUAGACAAUUGAUAUUACCGACUGUUUUCGUUAUACGGAUGAUGCAAACUUACCAUGCAAACACGAUCAUCGAUUAGUGCUGUAUAUACAGUUGGCAAUCGUAAUUCGCGUUUUCUCCACUAGAGGUUGUCUGUAUCAAUUCUUAACGGUCAGAAAAGAGGCGGUUUUCAAAAUUAACGCAUACGGUUGCUCGUACGGAUCAAGCGUUUCAUAAGUUUCCUUGAACCGUUUGUGUGUAUUAUUGGUCACGAUCAACGGACCGCCAAGUGUUAUAAGCCGGCGACAUGUUAAUAAAAUACUAGUUCACGGAAGAAACAACGAAAUAAACACGAGAAUGUCGUCGUUGACACUUUUAGCUACCUACGACGAGCUGGUGAGAUGUACGAACGUCCUGAUAAAUGGAGCCUGUGAGGAAGAAUUCCUGCAAUUUGCAUUAAAUCAAGAGGAGAUGAGACAGAAAUGGCUAGCGUCGGUGCAAGAAUGCCAACGACUCCAUUCAGCUUUGGACAAGGCUCAUAACGAGAUCACGAGUCUUGAUAGGAAACUGCGUCAUGCUAGAAGGAAUUUAGAGGAAGAGAACCGCAAGCGUCGUGCUAUUGAGGAGCAGAAAGAUUUUUUGGAGAAACAAAUUGCUUCAGCCAGAGAGUUCUUGUUUAAUGACAGAGGAAAAAGUGUUAAUGAUGAAACUAGAGAGAAAUUGCAGUUUCUUAAUAAUACUUCACAGAAUCGUCAAAGUAACUUGCAUGAUGUGCCCAUCGAUAAACUUAACACGAUAGCAGAAUUGAAUUCCACUGGCUCAUUAUUGAGUGAUCUUAACUGUCUAUCAAGAUCAGAGGAUGACUUGGAGACCAGUGCUAUUUUGCAGAGUCAGAAAAAGCGCGAGUGGAAGGAGCAUCGCCCCAGUAGCGAAUAUGCUAAAAAGCAUCGUCGUAGCACAUCGCACAAAACUGUGGAAUUGAACUCCUCUGAUAGAAUAGUGGCGACUACUACUGUAGUUAUGCCAAAGGAUGGUACAAUUACCGCAUCAUCCACAAUUGAGGCUAUACCUGGCGAUGAAAACAAAGAUCCCCAGAUUUCUUUGCACAAUUCACGUAAACGGCGUAAGAGCAGUUCAGAACACAAAAAAUCAAAAUUGUCGCACGUUGAUGCGAACGAAGUGCCAAUUGAUAUAGCGCCAUCAGCACCAAAGGCUGAGAUUCUUACAUCGACUUCAGACUCGGAGGAUGUCUUUAAACCUAGUCCAAACAUUGGUGGCUACACCAUGAAUACAAAAAUGUUCAGAAGUCAUCAUUUUGUAGCCAAAACAACAGUUCUCAAGCAGGAAAAGUGCACUGCUUGUGAGAAAAAAAUUCGAUUUGGAAAGAUCGUACAGAAGUGCAGAGAUUGUAGAGCUACAGCUCAUAUUGAGUGUAAAGAUUUAGUACCGCUGCCAUGUGUACCAAUGGGAAAUACCCCUACAUUACGUGGUAUGCCGGGCACUAUAGCUGAUUACACACCUAUAACACCACCCAUGGUGCCUUCCAUAGUAGUUCACUGCAUUAACGAAAUUGAAUUACGUGGAAUGAACGAGCAAGGAUUAUACAGAGUGAGCGGAGUAACCACAGAUGCCGAUUGUCUCAUAGAAAAGUUUUUGAAAUGUAAAGGUGCUCCGAAUCUGUCGAAUGUUGACAUUGCGACCAUCUGCUCUACUUUAAAAAAAUUUCUUAGAUCAUUACGUGAACCACUGAUCACUGUUGGUUUGUUGGGAGACUUCAUACGUGCAACACAACUGACGGACAAACAGGAUGCUGACGCCGCUCUUUAUCAAGCGAUAUCGGAAUUACCACAACCGAAUCGAGAUACUCUGGCCUUCCUAAUGCUACAUUUACAGCGUGUAUCAAGCAGCACUGAAUGUAAGAUGCCCAUUAGUAAUCUUGCCACAGUCUUUGGACCGACUUUAGUCGGUUAUAGUUCCCAGGAAACAUCUAACGCCAUGCUGAAUGAAACUAAACAUCAAUUUGCGAUAGUAGAAAGUUUACUUCAAAUUCCAAGUGAUUAUUGGGCAACUUACGUGAACCCUACAAAUUUAAAUGGUAUUUCCACUCCAAGAACAGGAGAAUUGAAGCAUACGCCAUCCACAGAAUCGCUUCUCAAGCGUAGCAUCUCCCGCGGUUUCUUCAAUACUCCUCUUACUUCCAGCCGCACUUUUGGAAGGAGAAACAAGAAAUAUUUUGCUACACCACCCUCUAGAAUAGGCUAGCAAUAAGCAAGUUUACAUUUGUUAUAAUAACAAUUCAUAAUUACACACAAAUUACAAACAUUUGAUUUGAUAUUUAACAUACAUGUAUUCUUUUGUAAAUAUAUAUAUCAAUAUACAAUAAA